UGUGUAAAAGAUUAAAAAACAACUACCACAAUCACUUCCACUCGCGCCUUGGGAAUGUCCAAAACUGACCCUUAACAAAAGCCACACGUGCCAUAUAUGCCUUCAAAAUUCUCAACAACAUAAAGGGCAGUGACAUGAACCUGUCAGUUUCAUAGCAAAAUUAUUAUCCGUUUAUUCCCUUCUACUCAUCUGUCAAAUCUUUGCAGCCUCCACUCUCUCUCUCUCUCUCUCUGCACUUUUUGGUUUUAAAAAAAAAAACAAGAAAAACAAAACAAAACAAAACAAAAUCAAAUGGUUGCUAAGGACUAUGAUCCCUUUACAUGCGUGGUUGGUGUAAAGAUGGGUAGGAUAAUGCAGAGUAUUGAUUACUCAAGGCUUUUCUGGCUAUUUUUUGGGGUCUUCUCCCACGUAUAUCAUGAGGGAAAGCCUCGGAUUUAGGACUCUACAAUCUUAGAUGAUACCACAAACUAUUUCUGUUUUUUUAUUUUUAAAUUUUUGCUCUUUCUUUUUCUACUACUCUUUCUGCACAAAAGUUGCAGUACAAAUUAUAUUAUAGCACUUAGUUAGAACAUAUAUAAUAUAGUUUAGAAUCCAACAUGUAUUUCAAUAAAAAGAAUAAGGAUGAUGAUAAAGCUGAGCAUCGUUAUAUGGAAACCGACCCAACUGGUCGAUAUGCCCGGGUUGGAGAUAUUCUUGGAAAAGGUGCAAUGAAGACUGUGUAUAAAGCAAUUGAUCGGGUCCUUGGAAUAGAGGUAGCAUGGAAUCAGGUCAAGCUCAAUGAGGCUCUUCGCAAACCGGAGGACUUGGAGCGGCUUUAUUUAGAGGUUCAUCUUCUCAGUACCCUCAAGCACCAAUCCAUAAUGAGAUUCUACACCUCUUGGAUUGAUGUUGAGAACAAGACCUUCAACUUCAUUACAGAAAUGUUUACUUCAGGGACACUGAGAGAAUACAGGAAGAAAUACAAGCACAUAGGCGUACAAGCAAUAAAGAGUUGGGCACGCCAAAUCCUACAGGGUCUUGUUUAUCUACACGAACAUGAUCCUCCAGUAAUUCAUAGGGACCUCAAAUGUGAUAACAUAUUUGUCAAUGGCCAUCUUGGACAAGUGAAAGUUGGUGACCUUGGUCUAGCAGCAAUUCUCCAUGGUUCACUGCCAGCCCACAGUGUUAUAGGCACCCCCGAGUUCAUGGCACCAGAAUUGUAUGAGGAAGAAUACAAUGAACUUGUUGAUGUGUACUCAUUUGGCAUGUGUGUUUUAGAAAUGCUUACAUCUGAUUAUCCAUAUAGUGAAUGUACUAACCCUGCGCAAAUAUACAAGAAAGUGACAUCGGGGAAGCUACCAGCAGCACUUUUCCGGAUUGAAGAUGCAGAAGCACAAAAGUUUAUUGGCAAAUGUCUUGUAGCUGCAUCAAAGAGACCAUCAGCAAAAGAAUUAUUGCAUGAUCCAUUUCUUGUGUCUGAUGAUGCAACAUCUGUGUCAAGAAUUGGAAUUUUGAAACCAUUUUUGAAUUACAGUGAGAUGGAAAAACUUCAACUGAGUGAUGAUUUAAGUAGGACUGAAAUGUCAAUAACUGGGAAGCUGAAUCCGGAUGAUGAUACUAUCUUUCUCAAAGUGAAAAUUUCUGAAAAGGAUGGUUCUUGUAGGAAUGUAUAUUUUCCAUUUGACAUUUACACAGACACUCCUAUUGAUGUUGCAAUGGAGAUGGUUAAAGAAUUGGAGAUCACAGAUUUGGAGCCUUCUGAUAUUGCAAAUAUGAUUGAAGGAGAGUUAUCUGUGCUUCUGCCAAAUAGGAGGAAUAGUAACUAUUCAGACACCUGCCAUACAUUUAGUUAUCAAGAUGAUGAUGAGGAUGAAGGUCCACGUCAUCAUUUCCACUCUUUCUCUUCUUGUUCAUCAUCCCAAGAAUCAAUAUCAGGUCCAGUCAAUAGAGCUGAUGACUUAUCAAAUGGAUAUUAUUGGCUCCAUGAUGAUAUGCUUGAUGAUGCCAGUUCACGAUGCUCUUCACAUGGGACUUAUUCCAACUUGAACUUUUGUUCAGUGGAUGACCAAGAGCACAAUGUGGCUUCUACAAGAAAAGAUAAACAUCCCAUCAUUAAGAUUCACAAGUGUACAAGAUUUUCUCCAGGGGAAGACCCCAUCACUUUGAACCAUUGCAAAGUUUUACCAGGACCACAAGCACCUUCAACUAUUAAAAGGGUGAUAGAUAAUCGUAGAUUAACAAGGAACAAGUCACUAAUUGACAUGAGAAGCCAAUUACUACACAGAUCACUGGUUGAGGAAGUGAACAAAAGACGGUUAUUCAAGACAGUAGGAGCUGUUGAAAACAUUGGAUUUCAGACACCUUAUGAAGUUACCAACAAAAAACCACAGCCACUAUGUGGUGCUUUUCAAGGAGUAGCAAGACAGAACUUAAGAGCUAAGAAAACUUAAAAAUUGCUGUCUCUUGAGGAUUGAAAUUCAAGAGAAAAAGAAAAUGGAUAUCUUAUGUGUCAUGGACUAGAGAAAAUUAUGAGGUUGAUGUGAUGUUGGGUAUCAAACUUUCAACGAAUAAUUAGUACUAUUUCAUGAAAAGUUCAUUUUCAAGGUUGGCCAGAGAUACACCUAAACAGAUGUAUUAUUAGGGUGUUUGGGUUCAAAUGAGUGUAAAUAGAUGUAUAUGGUUGUGUUGGUAAAAAAAAUAAAUUAUUUUUAUUGAGAUGAAUCAAGUCAUUUCAAUUAAGAUGGACCAGCAUGCACUACUAUAUCUAUAUUAAGAUUCAUUGUAAUAUUCAUUGUGCUUGUGGUUGGUUUGACUAGUUAGGCCAUAAACCGACCUGCAUGCUUUUGAAUAUGAUAAUGUGCGCUAUUUAUGGUCAGCAAUGAAUAUGAUUAUGUGUGCUAUUUAUGGUUAGCAUUGAAUAUGAUUAUGUGCGCUAUUUAUUUGCAUCCAUUUAGUUUUGAAUGAUCAUUUUACACUGCUUGAGGUGCAUAGGCCCUAAAUGAAAAGAGAGACG
Abrus precatorius (Indian licorice) is the source of this 2992-nucleotide messenger RNA. RefSeq names its product probable serine/threonine-protein kinase WNK4. Gene Ontology annotation, biological process: intracellular signal transduction; protein phosphorylation. The transcript has 9 exons. NCBI's taxonomy places the organism in Eukaryota, Viridiplantae, Streptophyta, Magnoliopsida, Fabales, Fabaceae. Gene Ontology annotation, cellular component: cytoplasm. The record is from RefSeq and is a predicted model, not a curated record. The coding region runs from base 597 to 2429 and encodes 610 amino acids. Gene Ontology annotation, molecular function: ATP binding; protein serine/threonine kinase activity.